Molecule: messenger RNA, 2703 nt
Organism: Lindgomyces ingoldianus
Lineage: Eukaryota; Fungi; Ascomycota; Dothideomycetes; Pleosporales; Lindgomycetaceae
Exons: 3
Coding region: 1-2556 (851 amino acids)
Biological process (GO): DNA-templated transcription; positive regulation of transcription from RNA polymerase II promoter by galactose
Cellular component (GO): nucleus
Molecular function (GO): zinc ion binding; DNA-binding transcription factor activity, RNA polymerase II-specific; RNA polymerase II cis-regulatory region sequence-specific DNA binding
Source: RefSeq, a predicted model, not a curated record
AUGUCUCAACAACCCUUGGUGGAUGUUGGGUGCGACGUUACCCAAACCGCCCAUCGAAAGUUCACCUGCAUCUAUGCCGAGCGAGAUGCGCAUUCGCCGUCUGAUGACAGACCGGCAAAGAAGCGAGCGCUCAACGACGGUGACCAUGAUAAUCAAGGGGGAACUGACCUUUCGGCGUCAAACACCCCUACAAAUGGUCUGCCGGCGCAUUCACCCCUCCCGCGCCGGUCCCAAGGACCUUCGUUGGCCCAUCAGCACUCCAACUUCUCUGCACCUGAGUCCAGAUCGAAUCCUUUGAGCGUCAAACAUGAGGAGAACUCGUUCCAACCCCCGGAUGAGAGGCCGACUGUGGAGGCCGCAGCCAGAUCACUGCAGCAAUUUGCUACUGGUCAGCCGGCAGAAGAACAGCAAACACUAAUGUCACGUGAGACAACUGUGCAGAGUGGACAGGAUGAAGAAGCCGUUGUCUACACACAGAGCAGGAUGCUGCAAGACCCUACCGGCAGAUUGCUAUAUGUUGGUGACUCCGCGACGCUCUCGUUCCUGCAAUUGCUCCGGAUGAUGGUAGAGAAUGUCGCUGGCACAUCACCAUUUACCAACGACCCUCGCCGUCACAAGAUUGUCGAAGGCCAAUUCUCGCUUCCAGCCGGUGCUCGGCACACGCAUCUCCUCCCCGAUAAGAGAACCGCCCGAGUCCUUGUCGACGCGUUCUUCAUCAACACCCAUGGAUUUCUCCAAGUCUUUGACCGCCAGAAGUUCCUGGAAGACCUUGAAAGAUGCUAUUCUGACCCUCUUUCUACGGAGCCUUCGUGGCUUUGCCUGUUGAAUUUGGUGUUCGCAAUCGGGCUCACAAUGGCCACACCUCUUUCUGGAAGCGACGAAGCACUUGUUAUAGAGAAAUUGAGGAGCGAGCACCUAGACAGAGCCGAGGUCUUCUACCUGAACGCAAAGAGUUUAAAUGAUCCUCUUACAGGAUUUGAAGAGGAGGACUUCUGGUCUAUUCAAGCGCUGCUCCUCAUGUCUGUAUACAUGCUUGCCAAGUCAAAGCGCAAUACCGCAUUCGCCCUAUUAGGCAUGGCAGCCCGAUCUGCCCACGCUCUUGGUCUCCAUAGGGAAGAAACAAUGGUGAUAUUUAGCCAAGAGGAGCAAUUGCAGCGCAAGAACUUAUGGCGCUCGAUAUUUGUUGUCGAUCGCCUCUUAUCCUGUUCGCUGGGCCGUCCGACAGCAAUCUCAGAAGACGAUUGUUCUGGCGACACACUUCGGCCUGCUGACCCGCCUCUAGAGGCUCCGUUCAAUGCCAAUUUCCCCCCAAAGGCAACUUUCAAUGAGACCGGAGAUUGCGCACUGGAAGCUGCAGUCAGGAGUUGUUCUGUCAUUGGCUUGAUCCUCAGAAAGGUCUACCAACAGCGCAAGAUCAGCACUAGGCUCGCGCAAGAAAUUGCUGAUAUCUGCAAGACAUGGCCUCGCGCUUUACCUUCGAUCCUCCACUGGCGCCAGGCUGCUAAUGCCAGUCCUAGUCAAGGAGUUGCUAUUCUGCAUGUAAACCUCUUCUACUGUCAUUCCAUCAUUUUGCUCACAAGGCCCUUCUUCCUCUACAUCUUAAAUCUCGAAACUCAACGACAAGCCAACCAAGCGACAACUGGACAUAAAGGGCAAAGGCCAUUCUCCCGUAUGGAGAAGUUUAGUGAAGCGUGUGUCAUCGCAUCCACCCACACCAUCCUUCUGGCUCAAAAUGCCUUUGAUGCUGGAUAUCUUUCACGCCGUAAUCCUGCCGUCAUCUACUUUCUCUUCGCUGCCGCGCUUGUCAUUCUGUCGAAUGAGUUUGCGGCCCUGUAUCGAGUCGACGCAUCAGAUACUUGCAUUCUCAAUUCCAUCAAUAUCAUGAGCUAUUGCGCUGAAAGUGAUCAGCAAGCGAGCCGUCUGGUGUAUAUCUUGACUGCUUUCCGCGACGUCGUUGCCGCACAGCGAUUGAGACGGAAACAAAAUCAGCCAGAGGUCAUCAAUCUUCCAAGUAUAUCAUCCCAGCUUUACGGCGUCCCAAUCUCAAAUCAACACCAGACUCCAAACAGCAUGGGAUCGGACCAGCUAAACGCAACACCUCGCCUUCACCAAGUCCCAGUCCACAUUUACCCUGGGAUGCAAACAACUCCAUUACCGAACGAUAUGGGCCAUAAUUACCAAUCCGAGUCUCAGCCAACGCCGUCCGUUUCCAUCUCCCACCUCUCGCCUGUCCAUAAUCCCCCGGCGACAACAACCCCCUCCGAACAAUUCACCCUGAAUCCUCUUUCGAAACCUCCGCCACUCUCAAACGUCCUCGACCUCUCUGCGCUCGAUGCGGCUAGGGCGCCGAGUAUGUACUCUGAAGAAGGCAGUGGACCAGACGAACAUAUUGAUUUUGACGCGCUGUGGGCUUGGCCGAGUAAUACCCCAGCGCUGGGCACUCCCCGAGUACAAGGAGAAGCAGAUAUGAAUAAUGGAGUCUUUGAUAGAGUCCAGGGCGUGAGUGAUAGUUCAGUGCCGCUUUUUGGAGUUGUGAGAAAUGAGGGUAUGGAAUAACUAUCGCUGGAACGAUCUACGAAAUGGCGCAUUGAACGGAAAUUAAUAGGUCUCAGAAGUGUCUGCUGGAUAGCGUUCUGUGUAUGAAUAAUGGUGUCUUCCUUUGUAUAUACAGAUACACUGGGUCUAUAAUACUUUCACAAGACC